CUCAAAGAGGGAGGGAGAGCAUGAGUGUAAAAAGAGGAGGGGGAGAAGAGAGAGACUGGCUAGAGAAGGAGAGAGAUGGAAGAAGUGCAGCAGCUUAUACAAGAGGUGUAGUGAUUCUCCUUGUGGCUGAGAUGUCUCAGGCGUGGAAUAGCUCAGUGUCAUCAGAGCUCCCUCCAGGCGGGAUCAUUGUGCCUGUGGUAUUUUCCCUGAUAUUUGCCCUGGGGACGGUGGGCAAUGGGCUUGUCCUGGCAGUGUUACUGAGGAAUGGGCAGACCAAGUACAACACAACUAACCUCUUCAUCCUGAACUUGGGCGUAGCAGACCUGUGCUUUAUACUACUGUGCGUCCCUUUCCAGGCCACCAUAUACACCCUGGAUGGAUGGCUAUUCGGGGCUUUCCUCUGCAAAGCUGUGCACUUCUCUAUCUACCUAUCAAUGUAUGCCAGCAGCUUCACCUUGGCUGCCGUCUCAGUGGACAGGUACCUUGCCAUCCGCUACCCACUAAAGUCUAGAGACCUUCGCACCUCUCGAAAUGCUUUAGCUGCAAUUGGAGUCAUAUGGGCCCUCUCCAUACUUUUUGCUGGACCUUACCUGAGCUACUACCACAUAAUUCUGUAUAAUCAGGUGCCCAUUUGCAUUCCCAACUGGGAAGACCGUAGAAGAAAAAUUAUGGAUGUCUCCACCUUUGUCUUUGGGUAUCUACUACCUGUACUUAUUUUGGGCCUGUCCUAUGCCAGAACCAUCUGUUUUCUUUGGACCUCAGUCGACCCUGUGAAGACAGCCUCAGAAUCUCGGAAAGCGAAACAUAAAGUAACCAAAAUGAUCAUCAUUGUGGCUGUGCUUUUCUGCAUCUGUUGGCUUCCUCAUCACUUAGUCAUCCUCUGCUUCUGGUUUGGACACUUCCCUUUCAACAAAGCCACCUACGCAUUUCGCCUUGUAUCCCACUGCAUGUCCUAUGCCAAUUCCUGCCUCAACCCCAUUGUGUACGCUCUCAUCUCCAAGCACUUCCGUAAGAGAUUCAAGCAGGUUUUCACUUGCCUUCUCACCCAGAAACGGGCACGUAACAAGGUCCAUGCUGUUCAGGCAGCCAACACCAUAGCUGGCUUCUAUGCCGGGCACACUGAAGUCACUCAGGUUCAAGAAGAUAGUGGCCGUGGAGGUAGGGCAGCCAGGGAGGAAGGUGCAGACAGUGGCAGCCCAGAGGACUCAGUAAAUCAGAGAAUGGAGGGUGGGAGCUGGUGUACACGACUGCCCAAGUCUGUAGGUUUUGUGACACAAACAGCUUAAUUUUAUGUGAAAAGAAAGAAAUCCAAAGGACUGAUGUUGCAUUUCAGGUGGGUUAUCAGAGUUUACUCUUAUAGACAAGUUGCUAAUGCAUUGCACGCGGUGUAACCCAUGAUUAGAGUGUAAGCUUGGUGCAGAUGCCUAGUGUUGCCUAUACAAGACUGUGUAAUUAAAUAAUUUUGAAAAUGAUUAAGAGCAAAGAGCAAGAAGUGGCAACUCAAAAGCAACUGACAAGUACUCUCUGAUGUGACCUUCUGUUUCUCAUUGAGAAGGAAUAACAAUACCAGAUCUCCAGUAUUCUCAGUGUUCUGCACUAAAGCCUGCUGCUAAACCUGAUGGGAAAAGUGCAAUAAUGUAAUGUACUUACCAAACUAACCACACAUUCACUUCAAAUAGCCGGAGACAAAGCUCUUCCCAUUUUUCAUUUUUAAAUAAACGCGGAAUAAAACUGAUGGCUGUUCAGUGAUAUUAUAACACAGAGCUUAUAAUCUUGAUUAAAGACAGAAGAUGCCUCGGCAGAGCGCUGAGCAAUCCUGAUGGCCUUAUAAAUGAGGAUUACAAUGUGUCUCCGGUAUCGUGUGUGACUCUAAAUAAGCAUGAAAGUAAAAUCAUUCUGGGCCAAGGGAAGAGGAAAAACCUUUUUUAGCAAAAAUAUUUUUGUGGAUUGCAAAUGUCAUUUAAAUAAAAAUAUUCCCUUUGUUAGACACGGUUUCCUAUGUAAUAACUGGUGAAAAUAAUAGGUAUUUAAAUGCCUAAUGGCUUCUAGGAAUGACAGCGGAGUAAUUAAAGACAUUUUAUCUCCUAAUGGCCUCACACCAUUGGAAUCCAUGUUUAGUUGUGAGUAAAGCACUAAUGACUUCUUGUUGGAGUGCCUGACUAAUACAUAUGUGGUUUAGGCUUUUGCUUUCAUUUUCUUGAUGUAAUACUUCUGUACCUGUGUGUAUACAGUAUGUGUAUGUUUAUUAUGAGAGGGUUGUGCAAUGUGUAAUGAAACCUGGCGGAACACCCCACUUUCCUUCUUCUACCACCUUUUCAUGAGUUUAGCCCUUCUGUCCUCUCCUCCCAUCCUCUUACUGCACAAAAGCCCUUCUGGCCUGCACAUCCUUGCUAAUGUAAAUAAAGUGGAUAUGACUCA
This is a messenger RNA of Xenopus tropicalis (tropical clawed frog), 2418 nucleotides long. It is a transcript of the gene galr3, whose product is annotated as galanin receptor 3. Gene Ontology annotation, molecular function: G protein-coupled receptor activity. The transcript has 3 exons. Bases 21 to 1286 code for a protein of 421 amino acids. The record is from RefSeq and is a predicted model, not a curated record. Gene Ontology annotation, cellular component: membrane. Lineage: Eukaryota; Metazoa; Chordata; Amphibia; Anura; Pipidae. Gene Ontology annotation, biological process: signal transduction; G protein-coupled receptor signaling pathway.